This is a messenger RNA of Talaromyces marneffei, 1257 nucleotides long. RefSeq lists its product as uncharacterized. Gene Ontology annotation, molecular function: DNA binding; oxidized pyrimidine nucleobase lesion DNA N-glycosylase activity; DNA-(apurinic or apyrimidinic site) endonuclease activity. The record is from RefSeq and is a predicted model, not a curated record. Gene Ontology annotation, cellular component: nucleus. Gene Ontology annotation, biological process: base-excision repair, AP site formation; base-excision repair; nucleotide-excision repair. The coding region runs from base 1 to 1257 and encodes 418 amino acids. The transcript has a single exon. NCBI's taxonomy places the organism in Eukaryota, Fungi, Ascomycota, Eurotiomycetes, Eurotiales, Trichocomaceae.
AUGAGGACAUCACGCGUGUCGCGAGAAACUGCCAAACUAGUCCAGGCAUUAUCGCCUCCAAGGCGACAAACGCGCAGUUCUUUAGCUUCAUCUACCUUGCGCAAUUUCUCAUACUCCGAAAAUCAAGUAGCUCCAGAGCUGAGCGAUGACUCUUCUUCCCUGUCAUCUGCGAACGCAGAAGAUAUUGAAGACUUACUGGAACCUCCUGCUAAAAGACGCAGACAAAAUGAAGACACACCAGCCACUAGUAUCAGCUCAGUCUCCACCAACAAGCGAGUUAAGAAAGAAGUCACUGGUAAAACUGAGGUUCCGGCUACAAAAGCCAAACCUGCCAGCUCAAAACAGCGACGACAACCAGCCAAGAAAAUAAAGCGCGAGGAUGGCUCAGUUGAAAUUCAGCCUCCCUCGAACUGGGAAACCAUGUAUGAUAUCGUGAAGAAAAUGAGAGCAGCAAACCCUACUGCUCCAGUAGAUACCAUGGGUUGCGCAAACCUGCACUGGCGGACGUCGCCGCCCAAGGAACAGCGAUUUCACACUCUUGUUGCGUUGAUGUUGUCGUCUCAGACGAAGGAUACAGUGACCGCCGUCGCUAUGCAGCGGUUACAUACUGAGCUCGGCCAGGAGGGAGAGCAGAAUCAGACAAACGCGUCACCUUCAAAACCCUUGAUCAAGAAGGAAGAAGACGACGACACAGAUGGCAUCAAACUCGGUAGUGCAAAUAAAGACAGCACAUUGACCGUGCAAAAUAUCCUUGCGGUCUCACCGGAGCGACUAAACCAGAUGAUCUGGUCGGUCGGCUUCCACAACAACAAAACGAAAUACAUCAAACAGGUAGCUGAAAUUCUGCGCGACCAGUACGAUUCCGAUAUCCCUACAACACCCGAGGAAUUGAUGAAAUUACCUGGCGUAGGCCCCAAAAUGGCCUAUCUAUGCAUGAGUGCUGCAUGGGGUAAACACGAAGGUAUCGGUGUGGACGUACAUGUCCAUCGCAUCACGAAUAUGUGGGGUUGGCAUGCCACGAAGAACCCGGAAGAGACUCGCAUAGCUUUGCAGUCAUGGCUUCCUAGAGAUAAAUGGCAUGAGAUUAAUAAGUUGUUGGUUGGUCUGGGUCAGACGGCUUGUCUCCCUGUUGGGAGAAAGUGUGGUGAAUGUGACCUUGCGGGGACGGGGUUGUGCAAAAGCGAGAUUAGAGGCAUGGUGGCCAAGACGAAGAAAGAAGUGAAAGAGGAGGCCAAGGUGAAGAUCGAGACUGCAUAG